Perkinsus marinus ATCC 50983 is the source of this 1293-nucleotide messenger RNA. RefSeq lists its product as hypothetical. The transcript has 14 exons. The coding region runs from base 1 to 1293 and encodes 430 amino acids. The record is from RefSeq and is a predicted model, not a curated record. NCBI's taxonomy places the organism in Eukaryota, Perkinsozoa, Perkinsida, Perkinsidae.
AUGGCCACGAAGAACACGGAGUUGUGCCUAAUAAUCGAUCAGAAUGGCGCGCGCAAGUCGAACGGCGCAGGAUGGGUUGGUCACCAAAGGGACAGUCUCAAACCCACACGUCCAUCGUAUUCCUUUGGGCUCGGCACGAGAGGCGCUCGAGAGAAGCUGUUCAUUUCUAAGGAGCACGAGAAACUCAUGCCCCCGAGGUGCUCCCCAGGGCCUGUGUAUCGUGUAGAGAGCCAGAUUGAGGACCACAGUUAUACCUUCAGUACAGCCGCACAACGACCCUCUCAGAAGAAGCGUUAUCCAGAUUCUUCAGUCGAUUUGACUAACGCCUUGGUAGACUCCCAACCCCUCAAAUAUCCGACGGUUAAAGGAACCAUCUUCGGUACAGACCCCAAAGGGCAUAUCAAGAAUGCUACUAUAUUGAAGAAUCAUGCUUCUGCUUUCUAUGGGAGGAUAUCUCCUGGACCCACGGCCUAUAGCCCUGAUGACAAGCAGACUAGUCGGACACCACGGGCCCCUCGCGCUAUACUAGGGUCCAAAACUAAGAUACUGGCUUCAGAGUGCCAAACGCCAGCAGUAGUAGGCCCUGGAACAUACCCUUCGCCGACGAGCAUGGGAACACAGCAUCUCAGUCAGAAGUGGGAUCGGGCACAUCGACGCAACCUAUCAUCAUACACCUUCAGUAAGGCUCGGAGGGCUGGAGAACGCAGUAAGAAAAGCUCUGUUGAUACCAUGGACAGAGUAGAUUCCACAAGCCGGGGUGCCAUCAGCAGUAUCGGUGAGCAGCACGAUUCGCGUAUUGCGACUGCGCCCAAGUUCGGCUUUGGUACGGCUACUCGGGAUCACAAGGCGAAGACAUUCCUAGUCCGAAUCCCGGGUGACACUGGACCAUCGGAUAGUUGGGCCAAACCAAGUGUGGGUUGUUGGACCUCCCACCCUAACCAGAGGAGAUUCAUGGCAGCAAGGGCUACUACUCCCAAUCCCUUGCUCAACGAUGACAACUAUGAUAUAGAAUUGCCACCCGCGAUAAAGGGCAAAGUGAAAAUACUGCGCAUCUGCAUGGGAAUCUGUGCCUUCAUGAUGCUCGCAUGUAAACAUCUCAGCUCGAGUGCAUUUUCGGAGUUCCUCACGUGCAAAAUGCAUAUAUCCCAUUGUGCUAUGUAUGCCGUUUUUGCCGGUCUCAACGCAUUUUUCGAUUUCAUCGAGUUACUCCUCCGGGCAAUUGGCACAGACCGUAAGCCUUCUAGGCUUUUCGCCACAGGCGUUGAAGUGGGUCAAGGGCUCUCCAGCGGUUAA